This is a messenger RNA of Chara braunii, 1862 nucleotides long. The record is from the annotation of a GenBank genome assembly. Lineage: Eukaryota; Viridiplantae; Streptophyta; Charophyceae; Charales; Characeae.
UCAGUAGGUGUGUCAGUCAGGGGGAGUAGAGUCUUAAGUGGUGAGGAGUGGAACCGCUGUCUGGUUGUGCACCUUUCACCAUGGUUGACACCCGUAGUGGGAAGAGUACUGCCCCCUCCGAGGCCGAGCAGGCCCGGAUUGCCGCCGUUUUGAGAGCGAAGAAAGAGAAGAAAGAGCUCCUUAAGCAGGCGAAAUUGACAGCAAUCGCAGAGGAGCAGGCGGCGAAGAAGAAGAAGAUAGCAGAGGAGAUGAUGAGGUUGCAAAAGGAGAAGAUGCUGCGAAUACAGUUAGAGGAGGAGGAAAGGAGAAGGGCUGCAGAGGAAGAAGCAGCAGCAGGAGAAGAGGAGGAGGAAGAAGAGGAACCUCUUGAGAGGAGGCGUAGGGAAGAGAGAGGAGAAGCAAAUGGCACGAAGGAGGAGGACAGAUGGAGGGAGAAGAAGAUAAGUGAAUGGGUGGCUAAUUUAUCCUUGGGAGAAGAUGAAGAGGCACAACUGUAUGUGCCGCAGGAGGAGAGGGAGGCGUUUGCCAGGGCACUAGAGUUGAUAGAGGAUCCCUUGGAACGCCAGGCGACAGAAGAUGAAAAGAAGUUGGAGUGGAAAUUAAAGAUGAUGAGGGAGAAGAAAAGGAGGAGGGAGGAAGCCAGCAGAAUAGCCGGGAAGGUUGAACGAGUGCGAACUGGCAGGCAGGAGUCGCUGGCCCAAACGGAGGUUUCUGCCAAGUUAGACAAGAUGAUGGGCCCGGAUGGAGGAGCACCAGGUCCGGAUGGAGGAGCACCAGGCCCUUGCGGCAGGAGCGAAGGUGUGGCGGGUAAGCGAUUUGCGGAGAUGGAUGGCGGAGGCUGCGGCCACGGUCUGCGGGCAGAAGAGAUGGAGGCGGUGGCGAUGGCGGUGUCUACCGUCGUCCUGAAGACGAUGAACGAGAUGUCAUCGUCGUCACGAGACGUGGCGAAGCAGCUCCGUGAACGACGAGCGCUGUUGCAGAGUGUUGUCGAAGCAGCGGAUUGCAUCGUAGCCGCUCUCGCCGCGUUCGUGGAGAAGAAGGUCACGCACUACAGGACGCCAUUGCCAGCGGAGCAGGUUAUCGCUUUCGCGUUGUACAAGUGGGCGUCCGGGGAGACGUACGAGAGUGGCACUUCAGCUUUCGGCAUCGGCAGGGCCGCUGGACUGCAGGCCGUCCGCGACGUCACUUCGGCGCUGCUGCGGGCGUACCCCGACGCCAUCAAGUGGCCAGUCGUCGUGGAUUUGGAUCUCCGGAUCCUAGACGUCCACGUCGGAUACCCGGGGAGUGUGCACGACGUCCACGUCCUGCACAAUUCCCAGCUCUGGAGGCGCGCGCAGACUGGCGAGCUCUUCGACGCAGCUCCAGAGAAUCUGCCGCACGGUGUCGUCACGCGAGGAUACCUGCUGGGCGACAACGGUUAUCCUGUUGCCUGUCCAUGGAUCGUGCAGCCGUAUGGAGGAAUAGACCAAGGUCCUGAUGAGGAGCGCUUCGACAACGGGCAGAAGGUGGCGCGGGGGUGUGUGGAGAGGGCGUUCGGCCGACUGAAGUGCAUGUGGCGUCUGUUCUUGCGCACCCACAAGACGAACCUGGAAACAUUGCCACAGCAAUUCGUCGCCGCCUGCACUCUCCGCAGAGUGGACUUGGGCAUUGUCGGGGCCGGCGGAGGCGGGCGGCCACAGAGCUCCAAUGUCGAGGAGGAGUUGUUGCGGAACGCGCUUCGCGACCGUCUGGCUUUGAUGUAGGCCCUCGCGGAGAGAGAGAGAGAGAGAGAGAGAGAGAGAGAGAGAGAGAGAGAGAGAGAGAGAUGGCAUGGUCCGAUCGGCAGGCGGGKGGKAGUGKGGCGUGCUCCGUGUCCUUCGUCG